This is a messenger RNA of Mixia osmundae IAM 14324, 513 nucleotides long. RefSeq lists its product as uncharacterized. Bases 1 to 513 code for a protein of 170 amino acids. Lineage: Eukaryota; Fungi; Basidiomycota; Mixiomycetes; Mixiales; Mixiaceae. The record is from RefSeq and is a predicted model, not a curated record. Gene Ontology annotation, biological process: peptidyl-lysine dimethylation; peptidyl-lysine monomethylation. Gene Ontology annotation, molecular function: protein-lysine N-methyltransferase activity. The transcript has 5 exons. Gene Ontology annotation, cellular component: cytoplasm.
AUGACGCUCGAAGUGGUGCCAGAGCCGUCAAAGCUAGGCACAAAGUCUCACUGGGAUGAGGUUUAUGCUCGAGAGGUAGACAAUUACAGAGCGGCCGGUGACGAGGGAGAAUGCUGGUUCGGACUCGACGCAGCGUCAGACAUGGUCGAAUGGGCUCAAGAACAUGUACCGCCCGAAAAGAAGCCAAAGGUACUCGAUCUCGGCUGCGGCAACGGUCACCUGCUGUUCAGUCUGGCCCAAGAAGGCGACUAUGACACCAGCCUGAUGACAGGGGUCGACUAUGCGCCAGCUUCCAUUGAGCUCUCGCGCGCUAUCGCAACUCAACGCGGCAUUGCAGGCAUCACCUGGAAAGUCGUCGACAUCUUCGAACAAACAUCCGCGAGCGCCGAAUCAUACGAUCUUGCUCUCGACAAAGGCACAUUCGACGCGAUCUCAUUGGCGCCAACUCGUCAGACCAGAUGGCAUCUUUCUGCUCACGUCGUGCAACUGGACGAAAGACGAGCUGCUCAGUAG